Molecule: messenger RNA, 3842 nt
Organism: Mus caroli (Ryukyu mouse)
Lineage: Eukaryota; Metazoa; Chordata; Mammalia; Rodentia; Muridae
Gene: P2ry4
Product: pyrimidinergic receptor P2Y4
Biological process (GO): transepithelial chloride transport; G protein-coupled receptor signaling pathway
Cellular component (GO): plasma membrane
Molecular function (GO): G protein-coupled UTP receptor activity; G protein-coupled purinergic nucleotide receptor activity
Source: RefSeq, a predicted model, not a curated record
CUCAGCUUCAAGGGCACCGGGUAGGAGUCUUGCCAAGGUUCCUAGGCAAGGGUGGUGGUGGUACUCCUGGGCUGGAGGCAGGCGUGAAGUGAGGCCACAUCAGGGGGAACUAAGAGUACAGAGAACUGGAACUAAGAUGGUGCUCCUUACCCUCCACCCUCUUCAGCUAGCCAGGUUCUGCAGGCCAGAGGAAGCAGCAGAACACCAUUGACUGCCUCCCUGAGCCCGAGCACUGCCUGAUGCCAUCAGUCCCUGGACGGGACUAAGGAAGCUGGGGGGCCAUGACCAGUGCAGACUCCUUGCUAUUCACAUCACUAGGUCCCAGCCCAAGUUCUGGAGAUGGUGAUUGUAAGUUUAAUGAGGAAUUCAAGUUCAUCCUGUUGCCUCUGAGCUAUGCAGUUGUCUUUGUGCUGGGCCUGGCCCUCAAUGCCCCAACCCUUUGGCUGUUCCUCUUCCGCCUUCGACCCUGGGAUGCAACAGCCACUUACAUGUUCCAUUUGGCAUUGUCAGACACCUUGUAUGUGCUGUCACUGCCCACCCUCGUCUACUACUAUGCUGCCAGAAACCACUGGCCCUUUGGCACUGGCUUCUGCAAGUUCGUCCGCUUUCUUUUCUACUGGAACCUCUACUGCAGUGUCCUUUUCCUCACCUGCAUCAGUGUGCACCGCUACAUGGGCAUCUGCCAUCCACUGCGGGCAAUACGCUGGGGCCGCCCUCGAUUUGCAAGUCUUCUCUGCCUAGGUGUUUGGUUGGUAGUAGCUGGCUGCCUCGUGCCCAACCUCUUCUUUGUGACAACCAAUGCCAAUGGAACCACCAUCCUGUGCCAUGACACGACUCUGCCUGAGGAGUUUGACCACUACGUAUACUUCAGUUCCACAAUCAUGGUGCUGCUCUUUGGCUUGCCCUUCUUGAUCACUCUGGUCUGCUAUGGACUCAUGGCCCGGCGACUGUAUCGACCUUUGCCAGGAGCUGGACAGUCAUCUUCUCGGCUCCGUUCUCUCCGCACCAUUGCUGUGGUACUGACUGUCUUCGCUGUCUGCUUUGUGCCUUUCCACAUCACCCGCACAAUUUACUACCUGGCAAGACUGUUGAACGCUGAAUGCCGGGUGCUGAACAUUGUUAAUGUGGUUUACAAAGUGACUCGUCCCCUGGCCAGUGCUAAUAGCUGUCUUGAUCCAGUGCUCUAUCUGUUCACGGGGGACAAGUAUCGAAACCAGCUCCAGCAGCUAUGCAGAGGUAGCACACCCAAGCGCCGAACAACUGCUUCCUCCCUGGCUUUGGUGACCCUACAUGAAGAAAGCAUCAGCAGGUGGGCGGACAUCCACCAAGACAGCAUCUUCCCUGCUUAUGAGGGUGACCGAUUAUAACGGUGGGCACUGGAUAUGACAGGAAGGGGACUAACUGCAGGCAGAGGGGAGGGAGCUCCUUAGUGACACUUGAUAGGGGCAUCAGCUGUCCUCUUUUUAAGCCACUUUUUAGUUACUCCUAUGAUUCUUUCUCCUUUUCUGUCCCUUCCUGGGGCCACUGUUCCCGUUUCUCAAACCUCAGUACUCUUUGCUGGUUCUGCUUCCCCCAGGUCCUUCCACAGCAUGUGUUUCUCCAACCAGAGUAGUGACUUCAACUAGAGGAGUGAAGAGUGGAGCAAUCUCAAGAUGGGCCUGAUGUGUAUAAUGAAACAAGGCAGAACCAGGAAGCUGGGGUACUAGCAUAGCACAGAUACCAUAUAAGUCACAUGCAGCAUUCACACCCACUUCCUGGCUCCCUCUCAAAGACAAGAUAGUCCUACCUGUCAAGGUGCUGAAAUAGGGUACAGGGCAUGUGAACCUGCCUUGCAGGGCCCUACAUACCCUCUCGAAGCCUGCUGGUGUUGAACUGCAGAGCAGCCAUGAAACAGAAUACUGCUCUUGGUUGCUGACCCUAAGGAAUCUCUGGAGGCAGGGUCCAGGUUGAUAGCAGCCUUGGAAGCAGGAAUAAGAUUACCCCUACCUCUAGGACUGCGGGAGAACACACUUGAUAGCUCCCACCUAUAUAAUGAGAGGAGGAGUGGACAACUCUGACUGAGAAGGAAGAAAACCUCCAAGCUCUCCUAGUGAUGGGCAAAGCAGGUUUGUGCAGAACAGGGUGGUGACAGGAGUAGACGCCCAGAACUGGCUCUUCACUGCUCUCUUCCCUUUCCUAGCUCUAGUUAGAUAAAGCAUAAAUAAACCCGUCACCAGAUCUUUUUGAAUCAGUCGAUAGGAUUUCAAGGCUAGGGUGGGGCAGUCAGUUUUCCUACCUGUUCAGUCCUCUUGCCACAACACUUACGGGUUUGGAGGAUCUGGUGGGUGUAUGGAGCAGAGGAAGCUAAACCCUGAGCUUGAGAAGAAAGAGUUUCUGGGCGGGCAUUCAUGAGAAGGGCAAUCUCUUUUCAGCCUCGUUUCCUGUGAAAGUCACCUGCUAGCCUAUUGGUCUUCUGAGUCAACCCCCAACCUUUGCUGCUCUUUGUGAUCAGUACUCAUCUACACACACCAACUUCUUAUUGGCCUCAAGUGUUCUCUCUGUCUGGAGUGUAGGGGAGGGAGGUACUAGGCUACAGAGUAAAACAGCUAAAUCAUAAUGCCCCUCUGCCUUUCUUUUUGUUCUUUAAAUACAUCUCUCUCCCUUGGAGCACAAGAGUUCUUCUCUUAGAAGUAAAUUAAGUGGCCUUUUUGAGUCUUACCAGGUUCCCACCCUUAUGAGCACAAUCUCCUUGCCCGUCACUGCUGCUAGCCAUAGGCUCCAUGUGGUAACGUUAUUCUCUUCAUUACAACUCAUUUAAGAUCCUCCAUCAUUGGGCCCCAGAACUCCAAGCUGCUUAGUCAAGACUAACUUCCUGGGCUUGAUAGUCUGCUAUUUUAUCCUCCCCUGUCUCUCCACAAGAUCUCACUGUGUACCACUGUCUAGCCUAGAACUAGCUACAGAGACCUGGGUGACCUUGAACUCAUAGGGAUCGACCUGGUUUUUGUUUUUGUUUUUUGUGGGUUUGCUUCCCAAUUCCUGGGAUUAAAGACAUACGCUAGCAGGCUGGGGAAACACCUCAGUGUCUCUAUGCUUCAUUCAAAUCUGCGUAGGUGUGCUGCAUUGUCUCUAUCACUUUGUUCCCCAUGGCCCCUUAAUGAGGGACCUUGUUCCUUUUUUCCUUUGUCUUCAUCUUUGUUAGUUACUUUUAUCACUGAUUUUAUAUCACCAUUAAAAAAAAAAAGACACAACUUUCCUGUCUCAUUUUGCCACUGUUCUGUUAGUGUCUCCUUAUUUCACUACUGCUAUAAACACAAAUCCGAGUUCCUCCCAUUCUUCGGCACUUAGAACACAAAUUAUGUCUUUGGCAAGAACGUUAAUAUUUUCUCUACUCUUCUCCCUCUUUGACCUCUCUACGUCACUUGACUCUACUGCAUGUAAUUUUAUAGGUAUUUUUUAAAUAUAAAAAUAACAUUUAAAACAACCUCACUGUGACAACCCUGAAGGAAAUGUGGAGAGAAAAUAUUUACCUAUUUCAACCCCAAAUUUCUGUUUUCCAUACUCAACAUUUUCUUGGUUUGAAGCCAUGUAUUAUAGAAGUAUAACCACAGUUAUAUCUUUUAAAAGUCUGCUUUUUAGGGUAUUUAGAGUUUGGUGAUAUAUGCCUAUAAUCCCAAGAGUUGCUAGUAGACACAAGAGGGUUAUAAACUGGAAGUUAGCCUAGACUACAUAGUGAGACCUUUUGUCAAAGCAAACAAAUAAGUAUAAUUCUCUUAUUGCAAACUUUCUCCAGCUUGAUGCAAUCUUUUUGUUUGUUUGUUUGCUUGUUUGUUUUUUUGAGACAGGGUUUCUCUGUGUAGCCCUGG